Messenger RNA from Onychostoma macrolepis, 926 nucleotides. RefSeq lists its product as uncharacterized. The record is from RefSeq and is a predicted model, not a curated record. Gene Ontology annotation, biological process: negative regulation of double-strand break repair via homologous recombination; positive regulation of isotype switching; positive regulation of double-strand break repair via nonhomologous end joining. Bases 112 to 852 code for a protein of 246 amino acids. The transcript is spliced from 3 exons. NCBI's taxonomy places the organism in Eukaryota, Metazoa, Chordata, Actinopteri, Cypriniformes, Cyprinidae.
GUCACAGCGCCGCCUGUCGGUCAGAGCGCGCUAGCAGCGGUUAGCAUGCAGCAUGUUUACCUCUAAUAACGCGUCGCAAAACUCGAAACAUGUUCAUAAAGUUCGUGAAAUAUGUCAGAGGAUGUGAAGAUUCCAGAUUUUCAAAUAGUUGUAUCUCAGACAAAUAUUGUCCAACAAACCAUACAUCAAUGGAAAGAUUAUUUAUUCAGCUUUCAGGAUGUGAGUGUGUAUUUCCGUCCGCCGCUGGAGGUCAGAGACGUGGUUCUCCUCACACACAGAGUCCUGCAGGAGUUUCCCAGCAGAGUUCUGCCCCAAUUCAAACCCUGGUUCCCGUCCGCGUCUGACGCCCACAAACCCAUCAAACCCCUCAAACCUGCUCCUCUGAUCUCCUCCUCUGAUCUGCAGAGCGUCUCGCUGCGUCUGGAGGAACCGGCGGACGCUUCAGACCGGAGGGAACCCAUCGAGAGCGACGCCAAGAGAUCCAAACGCUCGUGGUGCGUGAUCACGGACAGAAGCGCACCGCUGAAGAUCACACGCUCCUUCUCAAGACUGUUUCGCAAGACCAUCGAGAAACACGGACUGCAUCUGCAUCAGAGAGUCAGAUGGGUGGUGUGUGAGAGAAACUGUGGCGCUCGGAGCAUGGAGGAGCUUUGGCUGGAUCUGAACCGCGCCAUCAGACGCUCACGAAUGCCCACCUGCAACGCUAACUACCAGAGAGCGCUGCCUCAGAUCUGGCUCUACUGCGACGUCUUCUACUCCGAAUAUAUCGGCAAUUUCUUAAAACAGGAGUUCCAGCUCUCAGGACAGAUCACCUUAACAGCCCAUAAACUUGGAGACAUUGUUAAGUUAUAGCUGUGGAAUUAUUUAUAUUUAUUAUUAGGCGUACAUGAACUUGUUUUUAUAUGACAUGCAUAUUAAAAGUUGCU